GACCUUCAAGUUCUCCGGCCUCGCCCCGCUACACCCACCACCACCAGCCCGCCCUGCUUCCCGCCUCUCUCACGCGGGCGCGGUCAUGUCUCUCUCACCACGCCACACCGCGCUGCUGCUGCGCCAUCUGCAUCUCCUCCCCACGCACUACCAGUGCGCCGGCGCCGAUGCGCAGCGUCUCACUCUCAUCUUCUUCGCCCUCGCCGCGCUCGACGUGCUGGGCAGCGCGCACAAGGUGCAGCAGGAGAGCGAGGAGUGGGCACAGUGGAUUUGGGAGAGACAGGCUGAAUCGGGCGGCUUUCGUCCAUCACCGGCCUUCGAACUGCCUGGCCCCUCGAGCGUGCGUAAGAGGCGUAGGGCGUGCGUUGUCCACGAGCUGAAGGGGCACCACGCUGGACAUAGGUGUCGCAAGAGGGCGAUCUGGCACAGACAUACACGGCGCUCCUCUCGCUCGGCGUGCUGCGCGAUGCGCACCUGGGCGGCAGCAGGCUACAGCGAGAGGCGCUGUGUGCGCUGUUGGGCAGAUGUCAGAAGGACGAUGGCAGCUUCAUGUCGACGCCAGCAGACGCCGCCUCGGACGUGCGCUUCCUCUACUGCGCCUUUGCCCUCUGCGACAUGCUGGGCGCGCCGGCGUGGCGCAGCAUCAAUGUCGAUGCGGCCAUCGCGUACCUGAUGCGGUGUCGCACGUUUGAAGGAGCGUUCGGGCAAACACCAGGGAUGGAGUCACAC
This is a messenger RNA of Tilletiopsis washingtonensis, 729 nucleotides long. RefSeq lists its product as hypothetical. The record is from RefSeq and is a predicted model, not a curated record. Lineage: Eukaryota; Fungi; Basidiomycota; Exobasidiomycetes; Entylomatales. The transcript is spliced from 4 exons. The coding region runs from base 86 to 673 and encodes 195 amino acids.